Messenger RNA from Pogonomyrmex barbatus (red harvester ant), 1897 nucleotides. RefSeq names its product KIF-binding protein-like. Lineage: Eukaryota; Metazoa; Arthropoda; Insecta; Hymenoptera; Formicidae. The record is from RefSeq and is a predicted model, not a curated record.
CGUUGAAUGCCAAGAAAGAUAGAACGAUAUUUGUGUCAACUUAUGUUACUAAAUGGAAAACAUCUAUUAUCUAGUAUAUUAUUUGAAAUAGAAAAGCAUUAGAAACCCUAGAUAAAAAUGUUUUUCUCCCUAUGCAAUGGACUUUCCUAUUGGAUAUCGGAAAUGUGAACCCCCAUGUUUCUAAACAACACGUGUCUAUAUGUAUUUUUGGAAAAUUCCUGCCGAAAUCAAAACACAUGGAAUAAAUUUGCAAGUCAUAACACAGAUUUAUAUCGACUUUUAUUUUUACAAUAUCAAGUAACACAUACAAUGCUCGCAUUUCUUAAACGCAAGAUUAAAGAAAAGCAGAAGUCCUAUCAAUCUGAAGCUACAGAAGCUACAGAAGCAGAAUCGACUAAAGGUAUGACUAUUAGCAAGAAAUAUCUAGAAGUUUUACGAUCGUCAUUUGAAAUAAGUAAUUUUCGUGGAGUCGACAACCUUUCCAAGAAGAAAAAAAAAGUGAUUAAAGCAUUAGAGAAUAAAAUGCAAAAAUUACACAAUGAUACAGAUUCAAAGAAUACUAAGUUUGAUGACAUUAUAGCUCUUGCUGUAGCUUAUUAUAAUGUAGGUCAAUUAUAUACUGAGUUUACAGAGAAUAACAAGUUACAUACUGCUAUAAAUACUUUUUUAACAUGUUUGAGAUUAUUGGGAGGAAAAGAACUGGACCGUAAAGCUAUAUUGACAUCUGUAGGUGCUUUGAAUGAAUUAAGUUUAGUUACACAUAAAUUACAGAAUGUGGAAAAUGCUUUUUUACACUUGAAUGCAGCACUGGAAUUAUAUAUAAAAUAUACAAAGGAUAAUUAUCUUGAGCCUAUCAAUAUAGCAACUAUUGUUGGUAUUGAACAAAAAGUAUCAGAUUCCAGGAUUAUCUUGGAUAAUCUUCAUAUAACAACCUUACAUGAUAUAGGAACUCAUUAUUAUAUUCAUCCUAAAGAUAAGCAUGAAUUUGUAACAUAUUUACAUAACAUAUUAAAGAAGGAAUUAUCAACAGUACUAAUUAAAGGAAAACAGAUUACACAAUUUGAAUGUCUUGAUUGGGCUUUAACUUUAGUUGAUAUAUCUCGAUAUUUUGUAAUAAACAAUCGUUUCAUUGAAGGUAGAAAUCAUCUUGCUACUGCAGAUUAUAUCAUGUUUAGAUUUUCUGAGGAUGUAUUAAAGUAUAUAAAUAAAGAGAAUUGUUCAGAAUAUCACAAUGUGCGUAUUAGCUAUAAUUAUGUACGUGCUUAUAUUACUAAAUUUUGGGGUAGUUAUGGAACUUCACUUUUACGUUACUGGAUAGAAAGAUUUCAGAAGGAAGAUAAAUCUUGUAAAGUAGAUGAAUCAAAAUCAAAACAAGAAUCUGAGGAAGAAUUAACACAUUUGAUAUAUUGUGAGAAAGAGUUACAACUUUUUAAUCGAAUUACAGAAUUAUGUAUAUUAAAUUUCACUGAUGCCAAAUCGGUUUUUAUAAAAAGUUUGAGAUGUCUUGAUGGAGCAAAGAGAUACUUUUGUCCAGAAAGUGAUAUUCAAAGCUAUGUAUUAAUAUCACUUGAUAUUUCUAGAGCAUAUAAAUAUUUAGCUAGUUUUGAACAAGAAAGAAAGAAACAGAUAAAGCUACAUAAACGGCGAAUAGAGAAUUUAGAGGAUAUUUCUGAGAAAUUACAUUUAGCAACUGAUGAGAAUGGAAAUUUAAACAUGCAGAGACAAGUUUGGUUUGAAUUGACGACUUCCUGUUCCACAGUAAUGGAUUUAUUAGCGGAGGAUACGUAUGGCAUUGUACCAAGUGAAGACAUAAAAAAAGAAUUUGAACGAUAUGCACAAAUCAGCAGAACAAGUAUUGACCUAUACGUAAAUACAAGAUAAAUCUCUAUGACGAAAA